CAGUGUCGCGGCGCUCGGGUCGCGGUGCACGGCGAGUCCUCCCGAGGUCCGCAGCCCCGCGCGGCCCCAGCAUGAGCGCGCGCCACCCGGCCCUCGGCCUGCUGCUGCUGCUGCUGCUGUGCCCUGCGCAGGUGUUUUCACAAUCCUGUGUUUGGUAUGGAGAGUGUGGAACUGCGCUUGGAGAUAAGAGGUACAACUGUAAAUAUUCCGGUCCACCGAAACCCUUACCGAAGGACGGAUAUGACUUGGUGCAGGAGCUCUGUCCGGGAUUCCUCUUCGGCGACGUCAGUCUCUGCUGUGACCUUCAACAGCUUCAGACGCUGAAGAACAACCUGCAGCUGCCCCUGCAGUUUCUGUCCAGGUUUAUUAAGUUUGUGGAAAACUACAGGAAUCCCAAUCUGACCAUCUCUUUCAUCGCUGAGCGAAGCAUUGAAGACGAGCUCAAUCGGGAAAGUAAGAGUGACGUGUUCACCAUUGCCAUCAGCUACGCCAUCAUGUUUCUGUACAUCUCCCUGGCCUUGGGACACAUCCAGAGAUGUAGCAGGCUUCUGGUGGACUCUAAAAUCUCGCUGGGCAUCGCGGGGAUCCUGAUAGUGCUGAGCUCAGUGGCCUGCUCCCUGGGCAUCUUCAGCUACAUGGGGAUGCCACUGACCCUCAUUGUCAUCGAAGUCAUCCCGUUCUUGGUGCUGGCUGUCGGGGUGGACAACAUCUUCAUUCUCGUGCAGACCUACCAGAGAGAUGAGCGUCUUCAGGAGGAGACCCUGGAUCAGCAACUGGGCAGGAUCCUUGGGGAAGUGGCCCCUACUAUGUUCCUGUCGUCCUUUUCUGAGACCUCGGCGUUUUUCUUUGGGGCACUGUCCUCGGUGCCGGCCGUCCACACCUUCUCUCUGUUUGCGGGCAUGGCGGUCCUCAUCGACUUCCUCCUUCAGAUUACCUGCUUCGUGAGCCUCUUGGGCUUAGAUAUUAAGAGGCAAGAGAAAAACCGGCUGGACAUCCUGUGCUGUGUCCGAGGUGCUGACGACGGGAGAGGCAUCCAGGCCUCCGAGAGCUACCUGUUCCGCUUCUUCAAGAACUCCUUUGCCCCCCUUCUGAUGAAGGACUGGCUGCGACCAAUUGUGGUAGCCGUAUUUGUGGGUGUUCUGUCAUUCAGUAUUGCAGUGGUGAACAAAGUAGAAAUCGGAUUGGAUCAGUCUCUCUCAAUGCCAAAUGAUUCCUACGUGAUCGAUUAUUUCAAAUCCCUCGGGCAGUACCUGCACUCGGGUCCGCCUGUGUACUUUGUCCUGGAGGAAGGUCAUAACUACGCUACCCACAGAGGGCAGAACAUGGUGUGCGGCGGCGUGGGCUGUGACAAUGACUCCCUGGUACAGCAGAUAUUUAACGCAGCUGAGCUGGACGCCUACACCCGCAUAGGCUUUGCCCCCUCGUCCUGGAUUGAUGAUUACUUUGACUGGAUCGCACCACAGUCCUCCUGCUGCAGACUCUACAAUGCCUCUCAACAGUUUUGCAACGCCUCUGUGAUUGACCCAACCUGUGUCCGCUGCAGACCUCUGACUGCAGAGGGCAAACAGAGGCCUCAAGGGAAAGAGUUCAUGAAAUUCCUGCCCAUGUUCCUUUCCGAUAACCCCAACCCCAAGUGUGGCAAAGGGGGACAUGCUGCUUACGGUUCAGCUGUUAACAUCAUCGGAGAUGACACUUACGUUGGGGCCACCUACUUCAUGACCUACCACACUGUACUUAAGACCUCCGCCGACUAUAUUGAUGCCAUGAAAAAAGCCCAGCUUGUAGCCAGUAACAUCACAGAAACCAUGAGGUCUAAGGGGAGUAACUACCGCGUGUUCCCGUACAGUGUGUUCUACGUCUUCUAUGAACAGUACCUGACCAUUAUUGACGACACCAUCUUUAACCUGAGUGUGUCUCUGGGCUCCAUAUUUCUGGUGACCUUGGUGGUUCUGGGCUGUGAGCUGUGGUCUGCAGUCAUCAUGUGUAUCACCAUAGCCAUGAUCCUGGUCAACAUGUUCGGUGUUAUGUGGCUGUGGGGCAUCAGUCUGAAUGCCGUUUCCUUGGUCAACUUGGUGAUGAGCUGUGGCAUUUCUGUGGAGUUCUGCAGCCAUAUAACAAGAGCAUUCACAAUGAGUACCAAAGGCAGCCGAGUGAGCCGAGCGGAAGAGGCGCUGGCCCACAUGGGUAGUUCUGUAUUCAGUGGAAUCACACUUACAAAAUUUGGAGGGAUUGUAGUGUUGGCCUUUGCCAAAUCUCAAAUUUUCGAGAUAUUUUACUUCAGGAUGUACUUAGCCAUGGUCUUACUCGGAGCCACUCACGGAUUGAUAUUUCUUCCUGUCUUACUCAGCUACGUAGGACCGUCGGUGAAUAAAGCUAAAAGACAGACCACUCAAGAGCGAUACAAAGGGACAGAGCGAGAACGGCUCCUCAACUUUUAGCCUUGUAGCAGGCUCUGGUGACUUUGUCUAGGUCAAGUUUACUGCGACAGCUGUCCCACCAAGGCCCUGCUGAUGCUGGUUCCCAGGGUUAGGCGGUGUCACGGCUGUGGCAGAUGCAGCCUCACCCACUUUACACUCAGGAAUGCUCUCGUGACUUGUGAAGCAGUAUUAUGAAGUCUGAAGGUGGCAGUCGCCAGCCCUGCAGCAGAGGAACCUUGUCUUGGGGGAGAGGAAAGACAGCUGGAUGGCUGCGAGCGUGAGACCGUGGCCACUUCUCUAUGUGCGGUCUCCUCUUUCAGGAGUUAGCCACCACACAUUCUAUAGCUUAUUUUUAGCAACAUUUGAGGAUGUUGUAGGUACUUUAUUACAACAUUUUGUAGUUUAAAGAGCUUUAUUAAUGCAAUAAAUUAACUUUGUACAUUUUUAUAUUAAAAAAAAAAAAAAACUAUCAAGGGACUUCAGAAAGUCGUAGGUCUCAUCAGAGCUUGUUCUCCAAAAACCUGCUUGAAAAAGGCGACGUGUUCUUCACAGUGUUCUCCUGUAGGGAAAAUGUCCAUCAGUCGCCAGCUGGUUACGGGCAGGGGAGAAGGAAAUGCAGACAGAGCUCAUGGGUUGUAUACUGGGUUUUAACUUAUUUUUCUUUAAUAAAAUACCUCAUCCUCCUACAUUGA
Messenger RNA from Peromyscus eremicus (cactus mouse), 3109 nucleotides. RefSeq names its product NPC intracellular cholesterol transporter 1 (gene Npc1). Gene Ontology annotation, molecular function: lipid carrier activity. Gene Ontology annotation, cellular component: membrane. The coding region runs from base 72 to 2438 and encodes 788 amino acids. The transcript is spliced from 17 exons. The record is from RefSeq and is a predicted model, not a curated record. Lineage: Eukaryota; Metazoa; Chordata; Mammalia; Rodentia; Cricetidae.